This is a messenger RNA of Quercus lobata, 969 nucleotides long. RefSeq lists its product as uncharacterized. The coding region runs from base 1 to 969 and encodes 322 amino acids. The transcript has 2 exons. NCBI's taxonomy places the organism in Eukaryota, Viridiplantae, Streptophyta, Magnoliopsida, Fagales, Fagaceae. The record is from RefSeq and is a predicted model, not a curated record.
AUGGGGUUGCCCGAGGAUUCCGAGCUACGAGAGUCGUUGACCAAGAAGCCUCCCGAAGGCAUGCGGCAGCUUAUGAGAUGCAUCGAGGAAUAUAAACGAUUAAAGGAUGACCUGCUGCAAAGCAAAGGUAAAGUGCCAAUGAUGAAUCGUCCCCGGCAGACUGGUUUCUCGUUCAGGCCUCAGGGGGGUCUGACGAUUCAAGAGCCGGCCGCACAAAUGAGAGAAGUGAAUGUAACGUUUAAGGAACCGGAUCACCUCGGGCAAUUAGUCAAGGCUGGGCACUUAAAGGAUUUCGUGCUAGACUCGGGGGACAGAGUCGUAGGGCAGGAUACUCGGCAAAGAGGGAACCCUCUCCCACCCCCUGUAGGGGUGAUUGAAGUAAUCCAUAUUGCCCCGGAGAAGCUCAUUGCAGGAGGGAGGAAAGGAGUGUUGACAGUAGUACCGGUAGAGGGUAACCCGGAUCUACAGUCGUCGGGUAAGAAGAUGAAGUUUGCACAGGAGCCCAUCUCAUUCAACGAUGACAAUUUGGAGGGGACGAUCCAACCACAUAAUGACGCAUUAGUGGUCACGGCUCGGAUAAGCGGCUUCUUAGUAAAAAAUGUGAUGAUAGACCAGGGAAGCGGGGCCGACGUAAUGUACCUUGAUCUGUUCAAGGGACUCAGGCUAAGGAAAGAGGACCUGAUGAAGCACACUUCUCCUUUGGUUGGGUUCGACGGCAAAGUAGUGAUUCCUGAGGGGCAAAUUUCUCUUCCCGUGAUUAUGGGAGGGAAAGAGGUGGCAGUGACAUUCACAAUAGUAAGUUCAUUUUCCCCGUAUACUGCCAUUCUGGGAAGACCGUGGACCCAUUCAAUGAGGGCUGUCCCAUCAACACUACAUGUAAAGAUUAAGUUUUCAACCGAGCAAGGUGUCACCGUGAUAAGAGGAGACCAGCAAGAGGCCAGACAGUGUCUUACCGCCGUAGUGAAUUAG